Molecule: messenger RNA, 1941 nt
Organism: Saccostrea echinata
Lineage: Eukaryota; Metazoa; Mollusca; Bivalvia; Ostreida; Ostreidae
Product: receptor-type tyrosine-protein phosphatase T-like
Exons: 16
Coding region: 2-1879 (625 amino acids)
Biological process (GO): protein dephosphorylation
Molecular function (GO): protein tyrosine phosphatase activity
Source: RefSeq, a predicted model, not a curated record
CAUGGAGAAAAAUGGUUCAAGACAUUUACCAAGUAAAGGUAAACAGAGUCGUGAAAUCAACUCAAAAAAUAGUGAGCGUGAAGAUGAAAUCGACAAUGAUGAGAAAACACAUGAAGAAAAUCCGUAUGGAGAUCUCUAUAUGAAUGAAGAAACGAUUCCAGAUAUAAAUGUAGAAAACCUGGAGAAUGUUAUUAAUGAAAAACGGAAAAAUGAAGAUGAUGGCUUUAAACGGGAGUAUGCGGCCAUGCCAUAUGGCGAGAGGUAUCCUUGCAACACUGGAAAACAACCAGAAAACGUACCGAAAAACAGAUUCAAGACCACGUUUCCAUACGACCAUUCCAGAGUUAAAUUGUCCAACAGUCAGUCAGACUACAUCAACGCCAAUUUUAUUGACGGUAUUAAUAAGACAAAUGAGUACAUCGCAGCACAAGGACCUCGUCAGAACACGGUGACGGACUACUGGUCCAUGAUUUGGCAGGAGAGCGUCAACCAAAUAAUAAUGUUGACCAACCUGAAGGAAGGGAACAAGGCAAAAUGCGUCAAGUAUUGGCCAGAUCUACAUCAAACUAUUACUUUUGGUAUGAUAUCCUUACGCGCGGAGGACGAACAAAGAUAUGCCUACUAUAAAAUCAGAAAAUUUAGAGUUACCAAUAAAGAGUUAAAAAAAUCUCGAAUAGUAACCCAGUACCACUAUACUGCCUGGCCAGACCACGGGACACCGGAACCACUUUGCCUCGUAAUUUUUCAUGACCACGUGACAAGGACUAAAGAUACACGAAGGAGUGGUCCAACAUUAGUUCACUGCAGUGCAGGGAUAGGCCGUACAGGUACUUAUAUCGCUAUAGACGCUUUAUAUAAGGCGGGGAAAACAAACAGGAAAAUCAACGUCGCGGAAUAUGUGAAGAAAAUGAGAGAAAAAAGAAUGAACAUGGUUCAGACAUAUGAGCAGUACAUGACUAUUUUUCUGGCACUUGAAGCCAUGUUCAAAGCUUCAACAUGUGUACACACCAAACCUGACUUCAUAAGAAAAGCCGAGCUUAUGACACGAGAUAAACCAGCCAAUGAAAGUGAACUUAGAAAUGAGUUCCAGAAACUUCUAAGAGUGCGACCGUCUUACAAAGAAGAGGAUUACAAAUUUGCUUUACAAAGCGCCAGUAGUAAAACAGCUAUUCUUCCACUUGACAAGUAUAGCCUCUAUCUGUCGUCAAGUGUACCAAAGCGUGGCAGUUACAUCAAUGCAGUUACACUUCCCUCUUACACUAAAAAUAAAGCCUUCAUAAUAACACACUAUCCCGCACCAGAGGACGCUGUUGACUUCCUGCGCCUGCUCACUGAUCACGAGUCAGACGUUGUGAUAUGUAUGGAUCCCCUCAGUAAAGUUGAAUCGACUAAAAAGUGGCUGCCAGCUGCCAAUAGUGUAAAGACUGUGUCCCCAUUCACAGUAAAUUGUGGGCAAGAACAAGUUACAGAAAUUAAAUGUACAACUAUCAGCAUUACCCAGGAUGGGACAAAUGAACAAGGAAACUCAGUGUCCAUUGUAGAGCCAAAGGGAAGCUUAAAAACAACAGAAGGUACCGAGGCUAUAGCUCAGAUGCUGCGUUUGGUGUCCCUUGCUCUUCAAAGUGAAACGGAGGGUCCUAUUACCAUAGUCAGCAGUGAUGGAGCUGUCCUAUGUGGUGUAUUUUGUGCUGUAUAUUACACACUACAACAGUUGUCUAUGGACGGCGAGGUGGACAUUUUCUCUGCUGUCCGUCAGUUACAGAUAAGACGUCCAGAACUCUGCUCCGCAAUGGAGGAGUACAUGAUAAUUUACAAUGUUGUUUUGGACUACAUCCGGGCACAAGAGGAAACGGAGGAAAAUAUUUACAGCAACCAGUGAUCUAUGAUUUAAUUCUCUAAUGAAUGCGUAGAUUACAUCAUGUAAAAAAAACCUUCGGAAGA